This is a messenger RNA of Pogona vitticeps (central bearded dragon), 2934 nucleotides long. It is a transcript of the gene EOMES, whose product is annotated as eomesodermin. Gene Ontology annotation, biological process: positive regulation of DNA-templated transcription; regulation of transcription by RNA polymerase II; CD8-positive, alpha-beta T cell differentiation involved in immune response. Gene Ontology annotation, molecular function: RNA polymerase II cis-regulatory region sequence-specific DNA binding; DNA-binding transcription factor activity, RNA polymerase II-specific. The record is from RefSeq and is a predicted model, not a curated record. Gene Ontology annotation, cellular component: nucleus; chromatin. NCBI's taxonomy places the organism in Eukaryota, Metazoa, Chordata, Lepidosauria, Squamata, Agamidae.
CCGCUCUGGCUCAAGUUCCACCGACAUCAGACCGAGAUGAUCAUCACCAAGCAGGGCAGGCGUAUGUUUCCCUUCCUGAGCUUCAACAUCACGGGCCUCAACCCCACGGCCCAUUACAAUGUCUUUGUGGAGGUGGUGCUGGCGGAUCCUAACCACUGGCGCUUCCAGGGAGGCAAGUGGGUGACCUGCGGCAAAGCCGACAACAACAUGCAAGGCAACAAAGUUUAUGUUCAUCCUGAAUCUCCCAAUACUGGAGCACACUGGAUGAGGCAGGAGAUCUCUUUUGGAAAACUGAAACUGACUAAUAACAAAGGGGCCAAUAAUAAUAAUACACAGAUGAUAGUUCUGCAGUCUCUGCACAAAUAUCAGCCUCGUCUCCAUAUUGUGGAAGUGACAGAAGAUGGUGUUGAAGAUAUGAAUGAUUCCUCUAAGACCCAGACAUUUAACUUCCCCGAAACACAGUUCAUAGCCGUAACUGCCUAUCAGAACACUGAUAUCACACAGCUUAAAAUUGACCAUAAUCCCUUCGCAAAAGGCUUUCGGGACAACUAUGAUUCCAUGUACACAGCUUCAGAAAAUGACAGAUUAACUCCAUCUCCCACGGAUUCUCCUAGAUCCCACCAGAUUGUCCCAGGAGCCCGGUACAGCGUACAACCCUUCUUCCAGGAACAGUUUGUCAACAACCUGCCACCAGCUAGAUUCUAUAAUGGGGAAAGGACUGUACCUCAGGCAAAUGGCCUCCUCUCUCCACAGCAGACUGAAGAAGUGACUAAUCCUCCCCAGAGAUGGUUUGUCACUCCAGUCCAGCAGCCUGGAGCUAGCAAACUGGACAUGAACUCCUAUGAGACUGACUACUCAUCGAGUACCUUACUCCCAUAUGGUAUCAAAUCCCUCCCCUUGCAGACGUCUCAUGCCUUGGGCUAUUACCCUGACCCAACAUUCUCCUCCAUGGCAGGAUGGGGGAGCAGAGGUUCCUACCAGAGGAAAAUGUCUACAGGCUUACCUUGGGCCUCCAGGACAAGCCCUCCUGGUUUCUCUGAAGAUCUCCUUUCUAAAGAGAAAGUGAAAGAAGAAAUGGGAUCAUCCUGGAUAGAGACCCCACCAUCCAUAAAGUCCCUGGAUUCCAAUGAUUCUGGUGUCUACACUGGUGCCUGUAAGCGUCGGCGACUCUCCCCAAGCACAUCAAGCAAUGAGAAUUCUCCCACAAUGAAAUGUGAAGACAUUAAUGCCGAGGACUAUGGCAAAGAGACUUCCAAAGGCAUGGGCUACUAUGCUUUCUAUACCAGUUCUUAAGAGUCUGGAUCCCAGGCAUCUAUAAUUAUAUAAUAUAAUUGACAGCCUAUAAUAAUUUUCUGUGGUGGGGCUGAGCUCUCCAGCAUAAAAUGCUGCCAAAAGAACUCUUUCCUGUCCACCUUUUGGACUAUUUGUUGUGCAAUUCUAUAGAAGGUGCCAAAGCUUUUGACUGACUUCUGCAGGUGAAAAGGGAAGAAACAGGGUAGUGCUCUCCUCCCCCAUCCAUCCAUCCCACUCCCAUCCCUGUAAAGAAACUCUUCUCUGCCCCAGUUCCCCAGGGAAGUUUGAGAGUGAGGGCCCUAAACUGUGUCUUGAUAUUAACUUGAGGCCCUCUUUCAAAAGGAUCGGGAAGGAAGGGGAAAAAUAGGGACGUACAAUAUGACUGUGGUGUAAGUGCGGAACCAAAUGGCUCCGUGUUUACCUGAUGGAGUUCAGAGCAUAAUUGAACAAUGACUAACUUACUGGUUCUGCUGUCAUUGUUGAACAUUAGGAGAUAAUCAAAAUGGACAUUUUACCUACAGAGGAAUUCUUCAUGAUGUAUGCAAGAACUGAAUUCAUGUUGUAGUAUUUAAACCUCACUUUGCUUUGUCCCAAGAGACUUUAAAUAUGUUGGCAGAAAGUUUGGGCAAUGAAGGAAUCCUAUGAAGGUAGGGGAAAAUACAGUACUACAUGUACAGCUCCGUGUCUAGGUAUAUUGUAGAAGAUGACAAAACAUUUUGUAUAGUUCUAGUCAUGGCAGUGUAGCUGGGUGUCUGAAGCUGGUGUGUGCUGGAAGCUCAUUUGAAUGACUUUUAAUCUGACUGUGGGCACUGAUCCCAAGAGUACGUUAAAAUAUCUAUUUAUUUGGCGGACAGUGAAUGUGUGUUUCAGCUGUUGUAAAUGGAAAGUGUGUUGUAUCUCUUGCUCAGUCUGUAAAUAAUCUUACCAGAUGAUGUUGAGGUUGACAAAGGACUUUAAAGAAACAAAGCAUUAAUUUUAUUGGGGGUGGGUGGUCUGUACAUAAAUGAUUUUUAAUAAAUGUGUUGCAGUGGUAGGAGCUGCUGCUUACUGUUCUGUUGUACAAAAAGAAAAAAAAACCACACCAAGUGACAGCUGAAAGACUUCUUUUAACUGUUUAUAAGAAGUCAGGGUCAUCUCUCCCCCCCAUAAGAUCCUUAACUGUUGGGAAGUCCGUCUUUAUUUAAAGGGAGAGCAGGAGAACAAUCACCUCCAGCAACUGCUCCAGGAACGUCUCAACAUAAGGGGGGGCGGUAAAGCUGCAGACGAGCCACAAGUGUUGCUACCGCGUGAAUGCACGCAAUGCCCUUCAGAAGGGACCCUUUCCCAAAGCCUGGGGGAGAGGAUUCCUGAGCCCUACGGAUGGACGCUUAGGCCUCUUUGUUUCUCUCUUCCUGGUCCACUGGACGACGCCAAAGCGCCAGAGUCCAGCACAGAAACCCGGUAAGAUUUUUUUUUUUCCGCUGCUUCUUGGCGCAAAAUCGCUGCGCAUCCGGGACUGAUUCUCCGACGGCUCUUAGGAGAACGUGGCUUGCCGAAUGCGAGCCGAAAAGCUAGUCCAGACAUGGCCCGGGCAAGCUAGACGGGAGUUGAGGGCCCGCCGGGUCCAGAUCCUGCUCAGCUGAGGGAAGGUUUCCACCCCAG